Molecule: messenger RNA, 252 nt
Organism: Knipowitschia caucasica
Lineage: Eukaryota; Metazoa; Chordata; Actinopteri; Gobiiformes; Gobiidae
Source: the annotation of a GenBank genome assembly
AUGUCUCCUCAACUAUGGUUCUCCUCGAGCCACUUACUGCAAGCAGACGGCUUCAGGGCAGACGGCUUAAGGGCAGACGGCUUCAGAGCAGACGGCUUCAGAGCAGACGGCUUCAGAGCAGACGGCUUCAGAGCAGACGGCUUCAGAGCAGACGGAUUAAGGGCAGACGGCUUCAGGGCAGACGGCUUCAGGGCAGACGGCUUCAGGGCAGACGGCUUAAGGGCAGACGGCUUCAGAGCAGACGGCUUCUGA